AUGGCCACUAAUGGAUUACAGAUGAAGCUCUUGAUUGACACCAAGGCCCAGAGAGUCUGCUUUGCCGAGGCUGGCAGAGACGUCUUCGAGUUCUUCUCCUGCCUCCUGGGCCUACCGAUGAGCACAGACAUCAACCUGCUCACCAAGGAGCGCAUGGUCGUCAGCAUCGGGAACGUGCUUGCCAGCGUGCAGGACCUGGACGGCAAGUUCGUGAUCUCAAGCAAGAGCAAGGAACCCUACCUGAGCCCCGCCGUCGCCCCCACCGUGCUCUGCCCUUUGCAGAAGCUGCUGGAUGCACCAUUGAACGCGAGCACCAAGUUCUUCACAUUGGAAGGGAAAAGUGACUACUACGGCGUGCAUCCUUGUGGCUAUUUUUCUGCUACCAAAGGCAGCAAAUGCCCGUCUUGCUCCAAGACAAUGGCCACGCCGAUGAAGCAUGUCAAACCCAAUGGUUUUGCCGUUGGGAUGGCCACGUACACGAUCAUGGAUGAUCUCUCCAUAACCCCGGCAUGCAGCGUGUCGAGCGUCGCCAUGCUUGCAGAGUGUGGUGUCACGGACCUGAGCUCGCUGCAGCAGAAGACCGUGAAGAUCGGCAAGGAAGAGGUCGCACACUUGAGAUACUUUCUUGACUCCCUGAAGUCCAAGACCGUCCUGACCGACGUCUUUCUGCAGAAGGAAAAAGUUCUUUGGAAGAAGGAAGCAUGA
This is a messenger RNA of Setaria italica (foxtail millet), 705 nucleotides long. RefSeq lists its product as uncharacterized. The record is from RefSeq and is a predicted model, not a curated record. Lineage: Eukaryota; Viridiplantae; Streptophyta; Magnoliopsida; Poales; Poaceae. The coding region runs from base 1 to 705 and encodes 234 amino acids. The transcript is spliced from 2 exons.